Molecule: messenger RNA, 549 nt
Organism: Knipowitschia caucasica
Lineage: Eukaryota; Metazoa; Chordata; Actinopteri; Gobiiformes; Gobiidae
Source: the annotation of a GenBank genome assembly
AUGGUUGUUCCUGGUGGGUCACAUGGUUGUUCCUGGUUGGUCACAUGGUUGUGCCUGGUUGGUCACAUGGUGCCCUCCAUCACUCGGUCCGUGGUCCGGGACCGGAUUCUGUCGCUACGGCAACAGAGCCAGUUCUUAUGGGACGCCUACUUCUCGUCAGUCACAAAGAUUGUACUCACCACCAUCGAGAUUAUCCAGGACCGUGUGGAUUCUCAUAUUUCCAGAAAUCAUUUUCUGUGGAACUCUCUUCCUGGAGGUCUCUAUGCACUGCCCCAAUACUCCACGGACCCCUCGCAGUUCCCCUUCUACUACCACAGACUGGGUAAACGGCCCAUGCAGCAGUUCACUGCUGUGGUCCACAUGGUCUCUCCGCUGCUGGUCCAGGUCUCGCCUGUUCUCAAACUCAUCAUCGCUGUGUCCAAGUCCAAGUUCUGUGCACAGAUCCUGGUUUUGUGGAACUGCGACAAACCUUUACCUCAGAGGAACAAGUGGCCGUCCACCAGUGUCCCUCUGUCCCUCUGUCUGUGGUGCGAGGACACAACACGGUAA